GAAUCCCAGCCGUGGCUCUUUUCUACAUGGAUUUUGCACGUUCUCCGUGUGCAUGUGUGGGUUAUCGGGCUCCUCUGGCUGUUAGACUAAUUGGUCUCUCUUAAUAAUUGCCUUUAGAUAAGAGUGUGUGUUAGUCCUGUUGUCCUGUAAUGGACUGGCGGACCUCCAGGGUGUACCCCGUCUCUGGCCCAGUGACCGCCGGAGAUAGGCACCAGCUCCAGGCGACCCUCCACGGAUAAACGGGUAUGGACGGAUCAAUGGGUGUACUCCGUUAGGCAAACACGCAAAACUCGCCCUCCUGUUUGGGGAUUAUGGUAUAGGCUUCAGGAUUACUUAAUCCGUGACGCAGCAGAAUUAGAGGACAGUCGGCAGUCUGCGAGGCAAGCGACCCGAUGAGAACUCUUGCAAGCAUGCUGCGUUUGCCUGUUGUGAAUCGCAGUCUUUUCCCAGCAGCUAUCGUUAAGGGAGGCACGGCUGCUGCUCACAAUGCUCGCGCAGCGUCGACCGCUGCAGCCGCGGCUGCCAGUAACCGGCUGGAGGUGUUUGUGGACGGGAAGCCCAUCAUGGUGGAGCCAGGAACCACCGUGUUGCAGGCAUGCGAGAAGGCAGGGAUGCAGAUUCCCCGCUUCUGCUACCACGAGCGCUUGUCAGUUGCUGGAAACUGUCGGAUGUGUCUUGUGGAGAUAGAGAAAGUUCCCAAGCCAGUGGCAGCCUGUGCCAUGCCGGUCAUGAAAGGCUGGAACAUCCUAACCAACUCUGACAAAACAAGGAAGGCCAGAGAGGGUGUUAUGGAGUUCCUGCUGGCUAACCACCCUCUGGAUUGUCCAAUCUGUGACCAAGGAGGUGAAUGUGAUCUCCAGGACCAGUCCAUGCAGUUUGGCAGCGACCGGAGCCGCUUCAUGGAGGGCAAAAGGGCCGUGGAAGAUAAAAACAUUGGUCCCCUUAUAAAAACCAUCAUGACCCGCUGUAUCCAGUGCACUCGCUGUGUGCGCUUUGCCAGUGAGAUCGCAGGUGUGGAGGAUCUUGGCACCACGGGCAGAGGCAACGACCUGCAGAUCGGCACUUACGUGGAGAAGAUGUUCAUGUCGGAGUUAUCUGGCAACGUAAUUGACAUUUGUCCAGUGGGGGCCCUGACAUCCAAACCUUACGCUUUCACCGCCCGUCCUUGGGAGACCAGGAAGACCGAAUCCAUUGACGUUCUGGAUGCUGUGGGGAGUAACAUAGUGGUGAGCACCCGCGGCGGGGAAGUGAUGAGAAUUUUACCCCGUCUUCACGAGGAUAUAAACGAGGAAUGGAUCUCUGACAAAACCAGGUUUGCGUAUGAUGGCCUGAAGAGACAGAGGCUGACUCAGCCGAUGGUGAAAAACCAGUCUGGGGACUUGGUCGCUACAUCGUGGGAGGACGCGCUGACCCGAGUGGCUGGAGCGUUGCAAAGCGUGGAAGGAAGCGAGGUUGCCGCUGUUGUCGGAGGUCUGGCGGACGCAGAGGCUCUGGUUUCCCUGAAAGACUUGCUGAACCGUUUGAAUAGCGAUAACCUCUGCACCGAGGAGGUAUUUCCCAUGGCUGGAUCUGGGUCUGAUCUGCGUUCAAACUAUCUGCUCAACACCAGCAUUGCUCGCCUCGAAGAAGCUGAUGUGCUCCUGCUGGUGGGCACGAACCCUCGCUAUGAGGCUCCUCUCUUUAACGCACGCAUCAGAAAAAGCUGGCUGCACAAUGAGCUGCACGUAGCUCUGGUGGGCAAGAAAGUGGACCUAAGUUACACAUACGAUCAUCUCGGGGAGUCUGCCAAGAUCCUGAAGGAAAUAGCUUCAGGAGCUCACCCGUUCGCCCAGGUUUUGGCUCAAGCCAAGCACCCUGUUGUUGUAGCCGGCAGCAGCUGCCUGCAGGGAGCGGACGGGGCGGCGAUAAUGGCUGCUGUGUCGGCGAUUGCUCAGAAUGCUCGUGUCAGCAGUGGCCUGCAGGAAACCUGGAAGAUACUCAACGUGCUUCAUAGGGUUGCCAGUCAAGUGGCAGCACUCGAUCUUGGGUACAGGCCAGGUGUUGAGACCAUCAGGAAGAACCCGCCUAAAGUGUUGUUCUUACUCGGGGCCGAUGCCGGCUGUAUCACUCGCCAAGACCUCGCAAAGGGCAGCCUGAUAAUUUACCAAGGCCACCAUGGUGAUGUAGGUGCCCCAACGGCCGAUAUCAUACUCCCUGGAGCUGCGUAUACAGAAAAAUCUGCCACGUAUGUGAACACCGAGGGACGUGCCCAGCAGACCAAAGUGGCUGUGACUCCUCCAGGCAUGGCCAGGGAGGACUGGAGGAUCAUCAGAGCCAUAUCAGAGCUGGCUGGGGUGACUCUGCCGUAUGACAGUCUUGAUGAAGUGCGUAACAGACUGGCCGAGGUUUCCCCCAAUCUGGUUCGAUACGAUGAAAUCGAGGAGGCCAACUAUUUUAAGCAGGCUAAUGAGCUCUCCAAGGCAGUGAACCAGGCUGUCCUCACGGAACCUUUAGUUCCUCCACAGCUCACCGUGAAGGACUUUUACAUGACAGAUCCCAUAAGCAGAGCGUCCCAGACCAUGGCAAAGUGCAUGAAGGCUGUCACAGAGGGAGCACAAGCCGUGGAGGAGCCAGCCAUUUGCUAAAGCACAACGCAUAGCCGUCAAAAGACACGCACAACUUCUACAUUUGCACUUUCCUACAUGCAUACUUUAUUGCACAUCACCGUAGAUCGUCUGUAACAGGAUGCCAUUGUUUAAACUCUUGCGUGCAUGUUGAAUAUUACCAGCUCUUAUCUGAUAGAUAUCCUGAGAUGCACUUUAAACAACUUUUCGCGCUAUUUUGAUUUUUUAGUAAUAUGACCAAACAAUUAUGAAAUUGUAAUCCUCAGGUGGUAUAUUAAAUUUUCCUGAAAAGUUGUCAUUAUAAAUCCUAGAGUAUAUUUUCUAUAAGGUAAACAGGGUGAUGUGUGUAUUUUAUUUAUUUUUUUAGUAAAGUGGUCUACAUGAAUAAAUAUAAUUUUGUAGCAAGUGGAAUAAAUAUUUUCAAGCCUAUUAAAGUUUUGCAGUCUUCG
Molecule: messenger RNA, 3052 nt
Organism: Fundulus heteroclitus (mummichog)
Lineage: Eukaryota; Metazoa; Chordata; Actinopteri; Cyprinodontiformes; Fundulidae
Product: NADH-ubiquinone oxidoreductase 75 kDa subunit, mitochondrial
Exons: 19
Coding region: 393-2624 (743 amino acids)
Biological process (GO): ATP synthesis coupled electron transport
Cellular component (GO): membrane
Molecular function (GO): NADH dehydrogenase (ubiquinone) activity; iron-sulfur cluster binding
Source: RefSeq, a predicted model, not a curated record